GCGUCAGUUAGCUCUGUUGUUUUGUCGUGAAGCUGGUUUAAUACAAACUGUUAGAAAUGUUGUUUCUGUAAAUAGAGAAAUACAGUUUUUGAAUCAGGUCAGUAAAUACCUGUAAUAUUCUCAUCCUCACAGUUGUGACUAAAUUUUGAAUCAAGCAGGAAUAAUAUCUGGAGGAGUGUCAUCUGAACUGAGAUCUGCUGCUGUGAAGAUGGAGUUUGUUAAAGAGGAGAGUGAAGAGAACACAAGUGAACCAGAAACCUGGAGAAUAAAACAAGAGGAACCAGAAACUUGCAGAAUAAGACACGAGGAACAAGGAGGCCUGAUGAAAAUGAAAGAAGAAAAACGAGAUCUGAAAGAGGUGGAGGAGAAAUAUCAGGAUCAGAAAUGUCAUGGUGUUAAUGAAGAAAAAUCUGUGAAUUGCAGCAUUAAAACAAGAGAAGUCAAGAGGCCUUUCAGCUGCUCUCAGUGUGGAAAGAGUUUUACAAUGAAAACAAGCCUUAAUAGGCACAUGUUAAUUCAUGCUGGGAUGAAAUCUUUCAGCUGCUCUCAGUGUGGAAAGAGUUUUACACAGAAAGCACACCUUAAGAAGCAUUUGGUAUCUCACACUUCAGAAAAACCUUUCGGCUGCUCUCAGUGUGGAAACACUUUCUCAUGUAAAGCAAGCCUUAAUAGGCACAUGUUAAUUCAUGCUGGAAUAAAGUCUUUCAGCUGCUCUCAGUGUGGAAAGGGUUUUACACAGAAAGCACACCUUAAGAGUCAUUUGGUAACUCACACUUCAGAAAAACCCUUUGGCUGCUCUCAGUGUGGAAACACUUUCUGGUGUAUAGGAAGCCUUAAGAAGCACAUGUUAAUUCAUGCUGGGAUAAAGCCGUUCUCCUGCUCUCAGUGUGGAAAGUGUUUUAGAAAGAAAUCAUGCCUUAAUAGGCACAUUUUAAUUCAUACUGGAAUAAAGCCUUUCAGCUGCUCUCAGUGUGGAAAGAGUUUUACACUGAAAGCACACCUUAAGAAGCAUUUGGUAUCUCACACUUCAGAAAAAUCCUUUGGCUGCUCUCAGUGUGGAAACACGUUCUGGUGUAAAGAAAGCCUUAGGAAGCACAUGUUAAUUCAUGCUGAGAUAAAGCCGUUCUCCUGCUCUCAGUGUGGAAAGUGUUUUAGAAAGAAAUCAUGCCUUAAUAGGCACAUGUUAAUUCAUGCUGGAAUAAAGUCUUUCAGUUGCGCUCAGUGUGGAAAGGGUUUUACACAGAAAGCACACCUUAAGAAGCAUUUGGUAUCUCACACUUCAGAAAAACCCUUUGGCUGCUCUCAGUGUGGAAACACUUUCUGGUGUAAAGAAAGCCUUAGGAAGCACAUGUUAAUUCAUACUGGGAUGAAGCCGUUCUCCUGCUCUCAGUGUGGAAAGUGUUUUAGAAAGAAUUCAUACCUUAAUAGACACAUGUUAGUUCAUGCUGGAAUAAAGUCUUUCAGCUGCACUCAGUGUGGAAAGGGUUUUACACAGAAAGCACACCUUAAGAAGCAUUUGGUAUCUCACACUUCAGAAAAACCCUUUGGCUGCUCUCAGUGUGGAAACACUUUCUGGUGUAAAGAAAGCCUUAGGAAGCACAUGUUAAUUCAUGCUGAGAUAAAGCCGUUCUCCUGCUCUCAGUGUGGAAAGUGUUUUAGAAAGAAAUCAUGCCUUAAUAGGCACAUGUUAAUUCAUGCUGGAAUAAAGUCUUUCAGCUGCACUCAGUGUGGAAAGGGUUUUACACAGAAAGCACACCUUAAGAAGCAUUUGGUAUCUCACACUUCAGAAAAACCCUUUGGCUGCUCUCAGUGUUGAAACACUUAGCCUCUUUCAUAAUGCCAUUGCAGCAAAUACACGGGUAAAGUGUUCUGGCAAUUAUUCCCGGGUUGCUAGAUUUUGCAUUGCCAGUGAUUACCCAAGAUAUGUGCAUGCUUUCACACACCCGUAAAGAUCCCGUAACGACACGUGACAUCAGUGACAUAAUGUACGAGUCGAAAAUGUUAGGCACGUUAUACUUUCACUGAAGCAAGUGAACGAUCUCGACAUUAGCGCGAAAAGUGAGGAACUAACUGAUUUCUGCUUCAUUACAGUUUGCAUAUAUUUUUUUGUUGCAAACGUUGAUCUUUCUUCAAAACAGCCGGCAAAAGAGUCGCGCGAUAACGUGCGUCAUCACUUCGACACGGCAUUAGAUCUGGCUUUUCACCUGUAAAGCAAGCUAUGAGAAACACAUGAGCCCCUUUCACACUGCACGUCGGACCCGCAAUAUUUCCGGAACAUUGCCGGGUUGCCUUCUGUGUGAAAGCAACCACGUCCCAGAAUUGAUUACCGAAUUGAACCCAGGUCG
Molecule: messenger RNA, 2345 nt
Organism: Carassius auratus (goldfish)
Lineage: Eukaryota; Metazoa; Chordata; Actinopteri; Cypriniformes; Cyprinidae
Product: gastrula zinc finger protein XlCGF57.1-like
Exons: 3
Coding region: 209-1816 (535 amino acids)
Biological process (GO): regulation of transcription by RNA polymerase II
Cellular component (GO): nucleus
Molecular function (GO): DNA-binding transcription activator activity, RNA polymerase II-specific; RNA polymerase II cis-regulatory region sequence-specific DNA binding
Source: RefSeq, a predicted model, not a curated record